Molecule: messenger RNA, 2324 nt
Organism: Macadamia integrifolia
Lineage: Eukaryota; Viridiplantae; Streptophyta; Magnoliopsida; Proteales; Proteaceae
Product: pentatricopeptide repeat-containing protein At5g42310, chloroplastic-like
Exons: 7
Coding region: 261-1901 (546 amino acids)
Molecular function (GO): protein binding
Source: RefSeq, a predicted model, not a curated record
ACUGUCAACUAGAAGCAACGAAAGUCUGAAAGGUUGUGAUAUUUUUCUUUUCUUUAAUCCAAACAUACCGUUUCCUGGAUAAUUGCUGAUGUCACGUUGAAACAAAACUCUUUAGUUCUUUAGAUUGUGUUUUCUUCGUCUCCGAGGUCUGAAUCGGAUCUCUAAAGCCUUUUACCCCGCUGUCAAUCAAAACCCUAGUUUAAUGUCCAGAAACCCAUUUGGAAGCUCAAUAAACUAAUACAAGUUCUGUAUCGCAGAAAAUGUGGAGCUGCAGGGGUACCUUCAGUUGCUGCUUUCUUUCUGAUACAAUGAAAAGCUCCAGAAGGAAAGUGAAUAUUUCCAUGGGAGCAUGUGGUCACAAUUUUCAGUCACCCCCUAAAUCACCAUCAUUAUCAACCUUCCAUGGAUUCUCAUUUCAUAACAGUUCCAGGAAAUGCAAGAAAUUAUCGUUUUACUCAACACCAAUCAAUGGCGUGGAAGAAGAAAUUGGUUUAUUGAUUUCUCAGAGAUCUUCAAUUACCAAAAGAGAGUCAAAAUGUGAGCAAUCAGACAUGUUUGGGGAUGGUGAAGAAUUUUCUUUUGAACUAUAUGAAAAUUCAAUCUGUAGCUGCUGUAAAUUAGGUGAGAUUGAUAAAUCUAUGUUUUUACUUUCUCAAAUGGAUGCCAUAGGAUUUCACCCCAGUUUGAUGUGCUACAUUUGUUUGAUUGAAGCCCUUGGAAGUGUUGGUCGGACUCUUGAAGCAGAUGCUCUUUUCCAGGAAAUGAGGUGGUCUGGAUUUGAGCCGACAAUAAGAGCUUAUAAUGUUAUUCUUAAGGGAUUCUUCAAGAAAGGGCUUUUAGGGCUUGCAGAUAGGGUUUUGGUUGAAAUGGAUCAUUUAGGCAUGAAAAGGAAUCAAGAAACGUAUGAGAUUCUUCUAGAUUACUAUGUCCACGCUGGGCGAUUGGAAGAUACCCAGUUGAUUAUAAGUGAGAUGAAGCAGAGACAUUUACAACUGAACACUAAUGUCUAUAGCAAGGUUAUUGGUCUUUAUAGGGACAAUGGGAUGUGGAAGAAAGCAGUAAACAUCAUGAGAGAAAUGAGGGAAAUGGGGUUAUCACUUGAUAGGAGGAUCUAUAAUAGCAUAAUUGAUUCAUUUGGGAAGUAUGGUGAGCUGGACCAAGCUGUAGAAGUCUUUGAAAACAUGCAAAGAGAAGGCAUAAAACCAAAUAUUGUGACAUGGAAUUCUUUGAUUCGGUGGCAUUGUAAGGCUGGGGAUCUCACUGGAGCUCUUGAAUUCUUUAGUAAGAUGCAAGAACAAGGGUUGUAUCCAGAUCCCAAGAUCUUUAUUACCAUCAUCAGUAGUUUGGGGGAGCAAGGGAAAUGGGAUAUCAUAAAGAACAAUUUUGAGAGUAUGAAAAGCAGAGGGCUUCAAAAGAGUGGAGUCAUUUAUGCAGUCUUAGUAGAUAUCUAUGGGCAAUAUGGGAGAUUUCAAGGUGCUGAAAAUUGUCUGUUGGCUUUGAAGUCAGAAGGUCUAAAGCCUACAGCUAGCCUAUUUUGUACGUUAGCAAAUGCUUAUGCUCAACAGGGAUUAUGUGAACAAACGGUUAAGGUACUACAACUGAUGGAACAGGAAGGAAUUGAACCAAACCUUAUAAUGCUGAAUUUGCUGAUCAAUGCAUUUGGUGUUGCUGGAAGAUAUUUAGAGGCCCUGUCAAUUUUUCACCACAUAAAGGAAAGUGGUGCUUGUCCUGAUGUGGUUACCUACAGUACACUCAUGAAGGCAUUUAUUAGAGCCAGGAAAUAUGAAGAGGUUUCAAGAAUCUAUAAGGAAAUGGAAUCUGCUGGGUGCACGCCGGAUAGGAAAGCAAGGGAGAUGCUACAGACGGCAGCAAUGGUUCUUGACCAGAAAAAUGGAGGUUAAUAUAUUGGAAGAUCAAAUCUGAGAUAUACGAAGAAUAUUCUUGACUAGCUGGCUCUCUACAGACUCCCUCUUCUCUCCCUUCUGGAUUUUGAAAAUUUCUUGAGGAAAGAUCUCUCUCUUCUCCUCUGAAGGAGUUCGGUUCAAUGUGAGUAACAGGAGAAAGAAGGAAUCAUGGAAGCUCGAGGACGACUAACAUAUAUGAAAAAAUAUGACGCAUCAAUGUCUUGUGGUUUUCUCAACUCCCACAGUGUACAUCCACACACCCCAGCGAUACAUACAGGGGAAUUUCAGUUUCUUUUCUGUUUCUUUUUAACCCUCUGGCCUACAAAGUUUCAGUCUAUUAUUAACUUAUUAGAAACUCGUGACGAUCAAUGUAUGAAUUUGUUAGAAAUACAAAGGAGGCCGGCUGGGCAUAAAUGUGCA